Messenger RNA from Calidris pugnax (ruff), 3120 nucleotides. RefSeq names its product CD59 glycoprotein-like. The record is from RefSeq and is a predicted model, not a curated record. Lineage: Eukaryota; Metazoa; Chordata; Aves; Charadriiformes; Scolopacidae. The coding region runs from base 494 to 868 and encodes 124 amino acids. The transcript has 3 exons.
UCCGUGGGUCACAAGAAUAUACUACUUCUGUGCACGGAUCUACGUCUGUGUCUUGCUCUCUCUAUAAAUAUAUGUGUAUAUGAGCUAGAUUUGGACCAGUCAGGUCUCAGGCAUUGGCUUAUUCCUCCAAAAUGUUUAAUACUCUGACCCUGAUCCAGCAAAUCCCGUUUGAACGUAAGGGGAGCGUUUCCCUGCGUUGGAGGCCGUGGCGUGCGGUGACGGGGUGCUGGGGUUUAGGCAUUUCUGUCACUGAAAGGUGAAUGUGUUUUCUUCUUCCUGCUACUGGAAGGUUUUUGCCUGCAGGGUUUGCGGAGAUGAAGUACGUGUGAUUAGAAGCAGAACCAGAAUAAGCUAGAUAAGUAGCGUUCUCGCACACCUCUUUAUCCCAGGAGUUAUCCCCUGCAGAGGAUUAGGGAUGUAAGACCAGCCUUAAGGCUUUAAUAGCAAACAAACUGCUUUCUUUGGGUAAUGGUGCAUCGCCUGUAUCUCCACCAUGAGGACAGUCUUCAGCCUGGUUCUUGUCAGCUCCCUUUUUGUACUCAAAAGCGACGCGCUGCAGUGUUACACCUGCGUAGGUUCCAGCGACGAGGACUGUAACAGACAAGGGACCCAGCAAUGCCCGGGGCAUUCGGACGCCUGUGCGGUCAUCAGAGGACAAUCUAGUGGCAUCAUGAAGUCCUGUUCGUUCCGGUCCUUCUGCGAGCGGGCGAGGAGGGACGGGUCCAGAGCACCCGGAGUGAGCGUUCACUGCUGCUACUCCAACAACUGCAACGCUAAAAGCCUGGCCUCCAGACUCACCACCUCCACUGGCUACUUCUGCCUCCUCCUCUUCACCUUGCUGUGGCACCCGCUGCUGAAGAUGACAUGAGGGGAGAAAAAAUGAAUAUUCUGAAGCAACGAGUCUGCCUUCUUAGAAAGGAAUGAUUAUAUUUCCUAAUCACAUUACUCCAUGUACCAUAUUUCUCAGUAGGCAAAAAGCAGUAGGCAGAACGUGGCACGUUCAGAUCAAAAUCGCUCCAUCUGCUAAAUGUCUUGACCUGUACUUAAGAAACGCUGCCCUCUUCUUGUUUAUUAUAAGGGGUUGAUUGGGUGAAUCUAGAAUCAUAGAAUGGUUCGGGUUAGAAGGGACCGUAAAGAUCAUCAGGUUCAACGUUUUCCUACGAUUUAGCUAGUGUGUAUAAGGAGAAGGAGAAAUCUUAGCCGUCAGUAGCCUUGUAGUAGGGUAGUAGCAGUACCUUCCACCUGCUGUUUACUGCUGGCAGCCAUUCAAAAGCAAGCUAAAAUUUUCAAGCACAAAGUGACUGAAAAUUCUAGCAAGCAAAUUAGUCUUUCAGAGAAUAUUUGCGAGCUGGACAAAGCCAGAAAACUUGAAAUAAAGGUCAUUUAGUAUUAAUACAAACUGGUAAGAGACAGUAAUUCAGGGAACAAUGCAUGGAGGUAUGUUAUAUUAUGUAUAUUUCGUGGGAAAAAACCCUUUUAGUCAUCUCUUUUCUGAUCCUCUAAGAAUCUUAUCACAACAUUGGAAGAAGAGAAGGAAAAAAAAGAGCUUGGAAGUUGUUUUGAACUGGUAAUCUCCCUCCAAAGAUCAGCUUAUUCUAUCUCUGCUGCUGGUUUUGAGAACAAGUAAGUGGUUAAUCCCUGGCUUGUAGGCAAAUUAUAACUUGAGUAAUAAUAUUUUUGCUUAUCCGAAUUCAUAGAAUCAUAGAAUGGUUUGGGUUGGAAGGGACCUUAAAGAUCAUCGAGUUCCAACCCCCUGCCCUGGGCAGGGACACCUCCCACCAGACCAGGUUGCUCCAAGCCCCAUCCAGCCUGGCCUUGAACCCCUCCAGGGAUGGGGCAUCCUUCUUGGGGUUUCAACUAUGUAGUUAACUCUUUACUCUCCUCAACUUCAUUCUUUGGGAGUAAGAGUAUAUAUCUCACCUUCCAAUGAUGUGACUGGGUUGAUCUGUGGUGGUUUAUGUAUUCUUUUCUUUUUGCAAAGUGAAUGAAAUUACAUGCAGAUCUUUAGAGAUGUAAGAAACUAUAUCUGCGUUGUUAAUAAUCCCAUUCAUUGCAGUCUUACCCAGUAAAUGAUCCAGAGUGGGACAUCUCAGAAGGCAUUGUGCAUCACCAGUUAGUGAUGGUCUUUUGGCGUGGUUAUGUUGAAAGUAGGCAAGAGAAAUGACAUAACGCAUGAUGUGAUAGCACUAAGCAGGGUCCUGGGUCUGUGAUACUGGAGAGCAGGGAGGUUCCUCCUUUGGUUCAAAGCUCAGAGGGACAGACAAGCAGAUGAGUGGUAGUUGUAGAUUUUAAUGCCCUACUGUGAUGAUCUGGUCUAAUCUCCAGCACAGAACAUGGCUUGAAGUCCAGCUGGUGUCACUGAAGUAAAGGUGGUCUUUCGAAUUCUAGUUUUAGUUGCCCAUUUAGAAAAAGAUUUGGUUGUCAAGUUUAUGGAACUCACAAAAUACGUGGCAAAGCAGUUUUUCCACUAGCUUUGUGUUGUGACUUUUUUCUGGUAUAAUUCUUGGAAAAAUCAGUUCCAGGCAGUGUGUCAUAGAAUUCUGCACUUUUGCAAACAUUUUAUUCAGGUUGUGAACUCUAGAGAGCUGCUUCAAGUGAAAUAAUGACUGAAACCUCCAUGUAGAGUGUAACCCUCACCUACCUCGUAGCUGUUGCCCGUCACACGGACCAAACUGUCUCCUUGUUUCGUUGUGCUCUUUCCUCUGUCUGGGUCCUUUUGUCAUGUCCUGUAGGUGGUGGCUUCAGACUGAGACUGAUCUUCUGGGGUUUUGUUGGAGCUGGCUCUCAGAAGAGGCAGCUCUGGUCUAUGCUUUGUUGAUGGGCGCAAGUCUGAUAAAGCUGUUGAGUAUAAAGAUGGCACCAAUGCAACAGAUCUCAGCUGAGAAUGUUAAUUUAUACAUAAAUAGCUCAUCUGUUUAAAAAUCACUUCCGUUGGUUUAAGUAUUUCUCGUUUCGUUCUCAGCUUGAAUCAGUUCCUUCAAUCUGUUCUGCUACAGGAAAUAUGUAUUGAUUGUAUCUUUAUUUUCCGAUUGUUCUGUAAUGUUAAAUCUGUGUGGAAUGUCAUCUCUGUUAUAUGCUCAGUGCAUUUCCUUAAUGAGAAAAUAAAAUACAUGCAAUGGC